GUGGGCGUGGUCGCAAUGGUUGUGCUGGUGGUUAUGGGAGUGUGUGGCUGUGGAAAGUCGACUAUUGGCAAGGCUUUGGCUAUUGAGUAUGGAGUUGAGUUUUGUGAUGCUGAUGACGUCCAUCCUGCCAGUAAUGUGGAGAAGAUGAGACGAGGGGAAUCUUUAACUGAUCUGGAUCGCCUACCCUGGUUGCAGCUACUGCACACUCGACUAGCCUCGUGGGAGAGUGGGCGUUGUGACAGUGUGAGGGGUGUGAGUGGUGUGAUGGCGUGCUCUGCUCUCAAGCAACAAUACAGAGAUAUUCUAUCCGGACAUAAACAAUCUGACACAAACCAGACUAUCUUUGUUUACCUCCGAGGUACUCGUGAAGUUAUACUGGAGCGGUUGUCGACAAGGAGAGGCCAUUUCAUGCCAUUGUCACUACUGGACUCUCAGUUGAGUGAUUUAGAGGAGCCGUGGCAUUCAUGCGUGACAGUGGACAUUACAGGAGACAUUGAUAGUGUAGUAGCUAGAGUCAAGGAACAAGUGGACUUGCAUGUGCUACACUAGUUAGUGCAUGCGUGUUAUUUCUGCUUAAUUUUAAUUUUUCAAUUGUGAUUAAAUGAUUGAAGUGAUUUUACCCAAAA
This is a messenger RNA of Halichondria panicea, 626 nucleotides long. RefSeq names its product probable gluconokinase. Bases 16 to 549 code for a protein of 177 amino acids. NCBI's taxonomy places the organism in Eukaryota, Metazoa, Porifera, Demospongiae, Suberitida, Halichondriidae. Gene Ontology annotation, molecular function: gluconokinase activity. Gene Ontology annotation, cellular component: cytoplasm. The record is from RefSeq and is a predicted model, not a curated record. The transcript is spliced from 4 exons.